AUGUCCAUUAUUCGUCACGCUCUGAUCGUCUCUAUUAUUUUGACUGUAAUUCCAGCACAAUUCAAUAUUCCAUUGCCUUUCGGUGGAAUUUCGUUGAAUAAAAAUGAAAAAGGAGAGCUGGAAAUUGGCGGAACUCAAAACUUCAAUUUCCUUGGCUGGGGAGCAAACCGAGAUUUCAAAUUGACGACUGGAAACGGAACAUUCAAAUUAGAUAAAACCGAUGAAGCGAUUCUGAAUGGAUCAACCUACGGAGGUAGUGGUUCGAUUGGAGUGGACGAGAAGACUGGAAUCGACUUUGGACAAAAUGUGACACUGAAUGACAAAAAAUUGGUGGGAGGUCUUGGAAAAGAGAAAUCCUUCUUCGAAAGCCUUGCUGAACUUCUGAAGCCGCCACCACAGCCAAAGGAAAAAACGGAACUGCCGAAUGUCUGA
This is a messenger RNA of Caenorhabditis briggsae, 432 nucleotides long. Bases 1 to 432 code for a protein of 143 amino acids. The record is from RefSeq and is a predicted model, not a curated record. The transcript has 4 exons. NCBI's taxonomy places the organism in Eukaryota, Metazoa, Nematoda, Chromadorea, Rhabditida, Rhabditidae.